Messenger RNA from Manis pentadactyla (Chinese pangolin), 11277 nucleotides. RefSeq names its product cadherin EGF LAG seven-pass G-type receptor 3 (gene CELSR3). Lineage: Eukaryota; Metazoa; Chordata; Mammalia; Pholidota; Manidae. The coding region runs from base 262 to 10215 and encodes 3317 amino acids. The record is from RefSeq and is a predicted model, not a curated record. Gene Ontology annotation, biological process: cell surface receptor signaling pathway; homophilic cell-cell adhesion; G protein-coupled receptor signaling pathway. Gene Ontology annotation, molecular function: G protein-coupled receptor activity; calcium ion binding. Gene Ontology annotation, cellular component: plasma membrane. The transcript is spliced from 36 exons.
AGCCAUGUUGGAGCGGCGGGAGGCGGCGGCAGCGUCGGGCAUGCUGCGGUGGGGGCAGCAAAAGCCGCGGCCGCACGCCAAAGGGCCACCGGCAGCGGAGUAGAUGGUGCCCAGAGGGCGGAGGCGGUGCGGAGCGACAGGCCGAGGGGCGGGGAGCCGGGGCGGCGGCGGGGGCCCGGGAGGGGGCCCGAGCGGCGGGGCGGGCCUAAGGCCCGGACCCGGGCGGGGGGCGGUGGAGGCUGUGCGCGGAGGCGGGGGGUGAUGGAGAAGUGGCCGCAGCGGAGGGGCCUCAGGGGGCUGACGACCCCGCUGCUCCUGCUCCUGCUCCUGUCUUUGUUCCCUCUCAGCCGGGAGGAGCUGGGGGGCGGCAGGGGCCACGGCUGGGACCGCGGGCUAGCUGCCACCACGGGGCCAGGGGCGCGGAUCAGCGGCGGAGCCUUAGCUCUUUGUCCCGAGCAGCCCGGGGUUCAGGAGGGUGGAGAGCCUGGCCUGGGAGUCAGGGAGCCUGUUGUCGUGGGGCUCCGAGGGUCAAGGCAAAGCGCCGAGAGUGGUCGAGGGCCUCCUGAGCAGACGGACGCGAGAGUGGGGACGAAAUACGGGGCCCAGGCACCAGGCAGCCGCGGGAGAGAGACAGGACGGGAACCAGGGUCUCUGUUGUGCUGGCGCCCAGAGGUCUCCUCUUGCGGGCCGACGGGACCUUUGCGAAGAGAUGGUCUGUGUCCAGAGGCUCUGUCCCCAGGGGCCCCGGGCCUGAAGAAGAGCUCGCCCUUCCCUUCAGACCUUCUGGUUCGGCCCCGUGAUUCCAAGUCGGUGUCCUCCCAGAGGGAUGCUGAAAGAGGUGCCUCCAAAAAAGUGGGAACCACGCGCUGUUUCAGGGAGUUGUGGGCCCCGGGGCGCAGGGGCCAGGAAGAGAGAACAGCGACAUCCCGAGCGGAGAGGACAGUCCCUCGGCCCGGCUGUCGUCCCGGGGCUGAGGGAUCUGGCCCCAGGCUGGAUUCAGCACCGCGCCCUGAGAGGACAGCUCCCUCCUCUGGUUCAGCACUGCACGAGUCUCGGACAGCUCCCGAGCCGCCGCCGGGGCGCAUGCGCUCCCGCGGUCCCUUCCGCCGGCGCUUCCUUCCGCGGCGCCCGGUGCCGCGUCCCCCAGGGGGCCCGGUUCAAUCCACAGCCAGGAGAACACCCCCUGCAGCGAACCGGGCCCGCCCCCGCCGCGCCGCCAACCGUCACCCGCAGUUUCCGCAGUACAACUACCAGGCGCUAGUGCCCGAGAACGAGGCGGCGGGCACCGCGGUGCUGCGCGUGGUGGCGCAGGACCCGGACGCGGGCGAGGCCGGGCGCCUGGUGUACUCGCUGGCUGCGCUCAUGAACAGCCGCUCGCUGGAGCUGUUCAGCAUCGACCCUCUGAGCGGCCUGAUUCGCACGGAGGCCGCUCUGGACCGCGAGAGCAUGGAGCGCCACUACCUGCGCGUCACGGCGCAGGACCACGGCUCGCCGCGCCUCUCGGCCACCACCAUGGUGGCCGUCACAGUGGCUGAUCGCAAUGACCACGCGCCCGUGUUUGAGCAGGCGCAAUACCGGGAGACGCUUCGCGAGAACGUGGAGGAGGGCUACCCGAUUCUACAGCUGCGCGCCACGGACGGCGACGCGCCCGCCAACGCCAACCUGCGCUACCGCUUUGUGGGGCCGCCCGCCGCACGUGCCGCUGCCGCCGCCGCCUUCGAGAUUGAUCCGCGCUCCGGCCUCAUCAGCACCAGCGGCCGGGUGGACCGCGAGCACAUGGAAAGCUACGAGCUAGUGGUGGAGGCCAGCGACCAGGGCCAAGAGCCUGGGCCGCGCUCUGCCACCGUUCGGGUACACAUAACCGUGCUCGACGAGAACGACAACGCGCCCCAGUUCAGUGAGAAGCGCUACGUGGCCCAGGUGCAUGAGGAUGUGCGGCCUCACACGGUGGUGCUGCGCGUCACGGCCACCGACCGGGACAGGGACGCCAACGGGCUGGUGCAUUACAACAUCAUCAGUGGCAACAGCCGCGGCCACUUUGCCAUCGACAGCCUCACGGGCGAGAUCCAGGUGGUGGUGCCUCUGGACUUCGAGGCAGAGAGAGAGCAUGCGUUGCGCAUCCGGGCACAGGAUGCCGGCCGGCCGCCGCUGUCCAACAACACAGGCCUGGCCAGCAUCCAGGUGGUGGACAUCAAUGACCACGCUCCUAUCUUUGUCAGCACACCCUUUCAGGUCUCUGUCCUGGAAAAUGCGCCUCUGGGCCACUCGGUCAUCCACAUUCAGGCAGUGGACGCAGACCACGGAGAGAAUGCCAGGUUGGAGUACUCCCUAACUGGUGUGGCACCCGAUAUGCCUUUUGUGAUAAACAGUGCCACCGGCUGGGUCUCUGUGAGUGGUUCCUUGGACCGUGAGUCUGUGGAGCAUUACUUCUUUGGGGUGGAGGCCCGAGACCACGGCACACCCUCUCUCUCCGCCUCAGCCAGUGUCACAGUGACUGUGCUGGAUGUUAAUGACAAUCGGCCCGAGUUCACAAUGAAGGAGUACCACCUACGGCUGAACGAGGAUGCGGCUGUGGGUACCACUGUGGUCAGCGUUACCGCUGUAGACCGUGAUGCCAACAGUGCCAUUAGCUACCAGAUCACAGGGGGCAACACCCGAAAUCGCUUUGCCAUCAGCACCCAGGGGGGUGUAGGUCUGGUGACACUGGCUCUGCCGCUGGACUACAAGCAAGAACGCUACUUCAAGCUGGUGCUAACUGCAUCUGACCGUGCCCUUCAUGAUCACUGCUAUGUGCACAUCAAUAUCACAGAUGCCAACACUCAUAGGCCUGUCUUUCAGAGUGCCCACUACUCAGUGAGUGUGAAUGAGAACCGGCCAGUGGGUAGCACUGUGGUGGUCAUCAGUGCCUCUGAUGAUGAUGUGGGUGAGAAUGCUCGUAUCACCUAUCUUCUGGAGGACAACCUGCCCCAGUUCCGCAUCGAUGCGGACUCAGGGGCCAUUACACUGCAGGCCCCCCUGGACUAUGAGGACCAGGUGACUUACACGCUGGCUAUUACAGCUCGAGACAAUGGCAUCCCACAGAAGGCAGACACCACUUAUGUGGAGGUGAUGGUCAAUGAUGUGAAUGAUAACGCUCCACAGUUUGUGGCCUCCCACUACACGGGGCUGGUCUCUGAGGAUGCACCACCUUUCACCAGCGUCCUGCAGAUCUCAGCCACUGACCAGGAUGCUCAUGCCAAUGGCCGGGUCCAGUACACUUUCCAGAAUGGGGAAGAUGGGGAUGGAGAUUUCACCAUUGAGCCCACCUCUGGCAUUGUCCGCACAGUGAGGAGGCUGGACCGGGAGGCAGUGCCCGUGUAUGAACUGACUGCCUUUGCAGUGGACCGCGGUGUACCCCCCCUGAAGACGCCAGUCAGCAUCCAGGUGACAGUACAGGAUGUGAAUGACAAUGCACCUGUCUUUCCGGCUGAGGAGUUCGAGGUGCGUGUGAAGGAGAACAGCAUUGUGGGCUCGGUGGUAGCUCAGAUCACUGCCAUGGACCCUGAUGAGGGCCCCAAUGCCCAGGUCAUGUACCAGAUAGUGGAGGGGAACAUCCCCGAGCUGUUUCAAAUGGAUAUCUUCUCUGGCGAGUUGACAGCACUCACUGACCUGGACUAUGAGGCUCGCCAGGAGUACGUGAUAGUGGUGCAGGCCACGUCCACCCCUCUGGUCAGUCGGGCUAGCGUGCAUAUCCGCCUGGUCGACCAGAAUGACAACAGCCCUGUGCUCAGCAACUUCCAGAUCCUCUUCAAUAACUAUGUGUCCAACCGCUCAGACACCUUCCCCUCGGGCAUUAUCGGACGCAUCCCAGCUUACGACCCUGACGUCUCCGACAACCUCUUCUACUCCUUUGAGCGGGGCAACGAGCUACAGCUGCUGGUGCUCAACCAGACCAGUGGGGAGCUUCGUCUCAGCCGCAAGCUCGACAACAACCGCCCACUGGUGGCCUCCAUGUUGGUGACUGUCACAGAUGGGCUGCACAGCGUGACGGCGCAGUGUGUGCUGCGCGUGGUCAUCAUCACGGAGGAGCUGCUGGCCAACAGCCUGACGGUGCGCCUGGAGAACAUGUGGCAGGAGCGCUUCCUGUCGCCGCUGCUGGGCCACUUCCUGGAAGGCGUGGCCGCCGUGCUUGCCACCCCCUCCGAAGACGUCUUCAUCUUCAACAUCCAGAACGACACGGACGUGGGGGGCGCCGUGCUUAACGUGAGCUUCUCGGCGCUGGCGCCGCGCGGGGCGGGCGGGGGCGCCGCGGGCCCCUGGUUCAGCUCGGAGGAGCUGCAGGAGCAGCUGUACGUGCGCCGCGCCGCGCUAGCCGCGCGCGCACUGCUGGACGUGCUGCCCUUCGACGACAACGUGUGCCUGCGCGAGCCCUGCGAGAACUACAUGAAGUGCGUGUCGGUACUGCGCUUCGACUCGUCGGCGCCCUUCCUGGCCUCGGCCUCCACGCUGUUCCGGCCCAUCCAGCCCAUCGCCGGGCUGCGCUGCCGCUGCCCGCCCGGCUUCACCGGGGACUUCUGCGAGACCGAGCUCGACUUCUGCUACUCCAACCCCUGCCGCAACGGCGGCGCGUGCGCGCGGCGCGAGGGCGGCUACACCUGCGCGUGCGGCCCGCGCUUCACAGGAGAGGACUGCGAGCUGGACACGGAGGCCGGACGUUGCGUGCCCGGCGUCUGCCGCAACGGGGGCACCUGCGCCGACGGGCCGACGGGGGGCUUCCGCUGCCUGUGCCCGGAGGAUGGCGCCUUCGAGGGCCCGCGUUGCGAGGUGGCGGCGCGCUCCUUUCCUCCCAGCUCGUUCGUCAUGUUCCGCGGCCUGCGGCAGCGCUUCCACCUCACGCUGUCCCUCUCGUUCGCAACCGUGCAGCCGAAGGGGCUGCUCUUCUACAACGGGCGCCUGAACGAAAAGCACGACUUCCUGGCCCUGGAGCUCGUGGCCGGGCAAGUGCGGCUCACAUACUCCACGGGUGAGUUCAACACCGUGGUCAGCCCCACAGUUCCAGGGGGUCUGAGUGAUGGGCAGUGGCACACAGCGCACCUGCGAUACUACAACAAGCCCCGGACAGAUGCUCUGGGGGGUGCUCAGGGCCCUUCCAAGGACAAGGUGGCUGUGCUGAGCGUGGAUGACUGCGACGUGGCCGUGGCUCUGCAGUUUGGUGCUGAGAUUGGCAACUACUCAUGCGCAGCUGCUGGCAUGCAAACAAGCUCCAAGAAGUCCCUGGACCUGACGGGCCCCCUGCUUCUGGGGGGUGUCCCCAACCUCCCCGAGAACUUCCCCGUGUCCCACAAGGACUUUGUCGGCUGCAUGCGGGACCUGUACAUUGAUGGCCGCCGAGUGGACAUGGCGACCUUCGUUGCAAACAACGGCACCACGGCAGGCUGCCAGGCCAAGCUGCACUUCUGUGACUCAGGCCCCUGCAAGAACAGCGGCUUCUGCUCGGAGCGCUGGGGGGGCUUCAGCUGUGACUGCCCCUUGGGCUUUGGUGGCCAAGACUGCCGGCUCACCAUGGCCCAUCCCCACCAUUUCCGUGGCAACGGCACGCUGAUCUGGGACUUUGGAAAUGACAUGGCUGUGUCUGUGCCAUGGUACCUGGGACUGGCAUUUCGGACGCGGGCAGCACAGGGGGUCCUGAUUCAAGUACAGGCUGGGUCACACAGCUCAAUCCUCUGUCAGCUGGAGCAGGGGCUGCUGGCCGUGACAGUGACCAGGGGCUCAGGCCGUGCUGCCCACCUCCUCCUGGACCAGGCGGCUGUCAGUGAUGGCCGGUGGCACAAUCUGCAGCUGGAGUUACAGGAGGAGCCAGGUGGCCGGCGGGGCCACCAUGUCCUCAUGGCCUCACUGGACUAUAGCCUCUUCCAGGACACCGUGGCGGUGGGGAGUGAGCUGCAGGGCCUGAAGGUACAACGGCUCCACGUGGGGGGCCUGCCCCCCAGCAGCGAAGAGGCAGCUCCGCAGGGUCUGGUCGGCUGUAUCCAGGGGGUCUGGCUUGGCUCCACGCCUUCAGGGUCACCGGCCCUGCUUCCCCCCAGCCACCGAGUGAACGUGGAACCAGGCUGUGUCGUGGCCAGUGCCUGUGCUUCUGGACCCUGCCCACCCCACGCUGACUGCCGAGAUCUCUGGCAGACGUUUACCUGCACCUGCUGGCCAGGUUACUAUGGCCCAGGCUGUGUGGAUGUCUGUCUCUUGAACCCCUGUCAGAACCAGGGGUCCUGCCGGCACCUGCCAGGAGCCCCCCACGGCUACACCUGUGACUGUGCAGGGGGCCACUUCGGGCAGCACUGCGAGCACAGGGCGGACCAGCAGUGCCCGCGAGGCUGGUGGGGGAGCCCGACCUGCGGCCCCUGCAGCUGCGAUGCUCACAAAGGCUUUGAUCCCAACUGCAACAAGACAAGCGGGCAGUGUCACUGCAAGGAGUUCCACUACCGGCCGCGGGGCAGUGACUCGUGCCUCCCCUGUGACUGCUACCCUGUGGGCUCCACCUCGCGUUCCUGUGCGCCCCACAGCGGGCAGUGCCCCUGUCGUCCAGGAGCCCUCGGCCGCCAGUGCAACAGCUGUGACAGUCCUUUCGCAGAGGUGACAGCUGGCGGCUGCCGGGUGCUCUAUGACGCCUGCCCCAAGUCCCUGAGAUCUGGCGUGUGGUGGCCCCAGACCAAGUUUGGUGUCCUGGCCUCAGUGCCCUGUCCUCGGGGGGCCCUGGGACUGCGGGGUGCAGGUGCUGCUGUGCGGCUCUGUGACGAGGACCAGGGCUGGCUGGAGCCUGACCUCUUCAACUGUACCUCCCCUGCCUUUCGAGAGCUCAGUCUGCUGCUGGAUGGCCUGAAGCUGAACAAGACAGUCCUGGACACUGUGGAGGCCAAGAAGCUGGCUCAGAGGCUGCGGGAGGUGACGGGCCACACUGACCACUACUUCAGUCAGGAUGUCCGAGUCACUGCUCGCCUGCUGGCCCACCUGCUGGCCUUUGAGAGCCGCCAGCAGGGCUUCGGGCUGACGGCCACACAGGACGCCCAUUUUAACGAGAACCUGCUGUGGGCUGGCUCUGCACUACUCGCCCCAGAGACCGGGGACCUGUGGGCAGCGCUGGGGCGGCGGUCCCCCGGGAGCUCCCCGGGCAGCGCGGGCCUGGUGCGGCACCUAGAGGAGUACGCGGCCACGCUCGCCAGGAACAUGGAGCUCACGUACCUGAAUCCUGUGGGGCUGGUGACACCCAACAUCAUGCUCAGCAUCGACCGCAUGGAGCACCCCAGCCUGGCCCAAGGUACCCGGCGCUACCCUCGUUACCAUAGCAACCUUUUCCGCGGCCAGGAUGCCUGGGACCCUCACACACAUGUGCUGCUGACUUCCCACUCCCCGCGGCCAUUCCCCCCUGAAGCAGUUCUGCCCACAAGCAGCAGCAGGGAAAACACCACCUCAAGUGUGGGCCCCCCGCCCACCCCCCCAGAGCCCCAGCCCGAGCCUGGGGUCUCCAUCGUCAUCCUCCUGGUUUACCGUGCCCUGGGGGGCCUGCUUCCUGCCCAGUUCCAGGCCGAGCGCCGGGGCGCCAGGCUUCCCCAGAACCCUGUUAUGAACUCCCCGGUGGUCAGCGUGGCUGUGUUCCAUGGACAAAACUUCCUGAGGGGUGUCCUGGAGCCCCCCAUCGGCCUCGAGUUCCGCCUGCUGCAGACAGCGAACCGGAGCAAGGCAACCUGCGUGCAGUGGGACCCGCCUGGCCCGGCGGACCAGCACGGCAUGUGGACGGCCCGGGACUGUGAGCUGGUGCACAGGAACGGGUCCCACGCUCGGUGUCGCUGCAGCCGGACGGGCACCUUUGGGGUCCUGAUGGAUGCCUCCCCCCGCGAGCGGCUGGAGGGGGACCUGGAGCUGCUGGCUGUGUUCACGCACGUGGCGAUGGCGGUUUCUGUGGCCGCACUGCUGCUGACUGCGACGCUUCUGCUGAGCCUGCGCGGCCUCAGGUCCAACAUGCGCGGGAUCCGUGCCAACGUGGCAGCUGCCCUGGGGGUGGCAGAGCUCCUCUUCCAGCUGGGGAUCCACAGGACCCACAACCAGCUGCUGUGCACAGCCAUCGCCAUCCUGCUGCACUACUUUCUCCUGGGCACCUUCGCCUGGCUCCUCGUGCAGGGGCUGCACCUCUACCGCAUGCAGGUUGAGCCGCGCAACGUGGACCGCGGUGCCAUGCGCUUCUAUCACGCUCUGGGCUGGGGCGUCCCUGCCGUGCUGCUGGGCCUUGCUGUCGGCCUGGACCCGGAGGGCUAUGGGAACCCCGACUUCUGCUGGAUCUCGAUCCACGAACCCCUCAUCUGGAGCUUUGCAGGCCCUGUCGUUCUGGUGGUCAUGAUGAACGGGACCAUGUUUCUCCUUGCUGCCCACGCGUCCUGCUCCGCGGGGCAGAGGGAGGCCAAGAAGACCUCUGUGCUGGCCCUGCGCAGCUCCUUUCUGCUGCUCCUGCUGGUCAGCGCCUCCUGGCUCUUCGGCCUCCUGGCAGUCAACCACAGUGUCCUGGCCUUCCACUACCUCCACGCUGCACUCUGCGCGCUCCAGGGCCUCGUGGUGCUGCUGCUGUUCUGUGUCCUGAAUGCAGAUGCCCGGGCCGCCUGGACACCUGCCUGUCUGGGCAGGAAGGCCAUGCCCGAGGAAGCCCAGCCCACACCCGGGACGGGGCCAGGGGCUCAUAACAACACAGCCCUCUUCGAGGAGAGCGGCCUCAUCCGCAUCACGCUGGGUGCCUCCACGGUCUCAUCCGUGAGCAGUGCCCGCUCCGGCCGGGCCCAGGACCAGGACAGUCCGCGGAGCCGCGGCCGCCUCAGGGACAAUGUCCUGGUUCGACGUGGCUCAGCUGCUGACCACACAGACCACAGCCUCCAGGCUCAUGCUGGUCCCACUGACCUAGACGUGGCCAUGUUCCAUCGAGAUGCUGGCGGAGGCGCAGAGUCCGACUCUGACAGUGACCUGUCCUUGGAGGAGGAGAGAAGUCUGUCCAUCCCCUCCUCAGAAAGCGAGGACGGUGGCCGGCCACGGGGGCGUUUCCAGCGUCCGCUCCACCGGGCUGCACAGAGCGAGAGGCUCCUCGCCCACCCCAAAGGUGUGGACGGCAAUGAUCUCUUGCCCUACUGGCCGGCCCUGGGGGGAUGUGAGGCCACUCCCUGUGCCCUGCAGACCUGGGGCUCUGAGAGGCGCCUGGGACUGGACACCAGCAAGGAUGCAGCCAGCAGCCCACUGGAAGGAACCCUGACCAGUGGGGACGAGGCCCCCCUGGGCGCCCAGCGCCAGAGGAAAGGCAUCCUAAAGAACCGGCCGCAGUACCCCCUAGCACCACAGGCCCGAGGUGCCCCCGAGUUGUCCUGGUGCCGCGCAGCCACCUUGGGCCACCGUGCUGUGCCAGCUGCCUCCUAUGGUCGCAUCUGCGCUGGAGGGGGCAUGGGCAGCCUUUCGCAGCCAGCCAGCCGCUACUCUUCCCGAGAACAGUUGGACCUGCUCCUCCGGCGGCAGUUGAGCCGCGAGCGGCUGGAGGAGGCCCCCGCCCCUAUUCUUUGUUCUCUGAGUCGGCCGGGGUCCCAGGAAUGCCUGGACACCGUGCCCGGCCGCCUGGAGCCCAGGGAUCGGGGCAGCACUCUACCACGGAGACAGCCGCCCAGGGCCCACCCUGGCACCACGGCUAGCCGCUUCAGGUCCCGGGAUGCGCUGGACCUAGGGGCACCCUGUGAAUGGUUGAGCACGCUGCCCCUGCCCCCCAGUGCCCGGGACCUUGACCCACAGCCUCCGCCUCUGCCUCCCCAGCGGCAACUCUCAAGGGACCCCCUUCUGCCAACCCGGCCCCUAGACACUCUCUGCAGGAGAUCGAACUCAGGGGAGCAGCUUCACCGUGUGCCUAGCCGGCACCCCUCACGAGAAGGCCUCGGGCCGCCCCCACAGUUGCUCAGAGUCAGGGAGGAGCCAGCCAGUGGCCCUGGCCAUGGCCCCUCCACAGAGCAGCUGGACAUUCUCUCCUCCAUCCUCGCCUCCUUCAACUCCUCGGCGCUCUCCUCUGUGCAGUCGUCAAGCACGCCCUCGGGCCCUCACACCACUGCCACACCUUCUGCCACAGCCUCUGCACUUGGGCCUUCCACGCCACGCUCUGCCACGUCCCACAGCAUCUCAGAGCUGUCGCCAGACUCCGAAGUUCCCAGGAGCGAGGGUCACUCCUGAGGGGCAGACUACGGCGGGACAGCGCACGGCCGAGGAGAAGCUGAGGGCGGUGCAGGAUCCGGGCUGCCAGGAGGGGCUCCGGGAGUGGGCCCCCCGUGGCUGCUGGCUAUGAGCACGUGACCAGGCCUGGGCCCUGGCGCCGGGCUGGGGGGCGGCUGAAGGGGGACUUUUAUACAUUUUGUAUACCUUUGUAACCAGAGAGAUACACUUAAGUUAUUUUUCAACUUUUCUGCCUCCCAGGGUUCAGAGGCUGGACUGGGAGGGGGGAACAGAGGGAAGGCAUCCCUUGCAAACUGUGUGCUCUUCCCUCUGGUCUUGCCAGGGUGGAUGCAAACAGGAGGGCCAAAUGCCCCCGCACCCAGGUCGAUCUAAAUACCAUCCGGGCUCAAAGAGCCAAGUUGAUCUUUGACUUUCCUUGGCCGCCCCAGGGGCCAAACCUUUGGCCUGGAGGCUGGUCUUGGAAGCGGGUCCUCCGACCUCCUCCUGAGGCUUCCGCUCGGACCCUCCUCCCGGUGGAUGUGUGUGUUUAUGUGGAGUCCCUGCCACUUGCUGCCUUAUGACCUCGGGUGGAUGCUGUGCGGCGUGUGUGGAGCAGCAGACGCCCUGUUCACAGGGCGAGGCUUCCCUCCCUCCCGCCGGAGGGGCCCAGGCUUCUGUUCAGACCUUCCUGCAGGGGGCAGGCCGGGUCCUUUGCCGCCGAGGCCUCUGCUCUGGGCAACUUGUCUGUGGUGCCAUUUGCUCCCCUAUUCUGAGGGGUGGAGGGAGGGAGCAGAGGAGAAACAAGGGAAUAGAUGACGCAGAAUGUAGGUGCCACUGUCCCCCGUGUUUACAGGAAACCCGUGGCUCCGGGCGCCUGGGCUGCGGGAGGAGACGAGGCCCACCCUUUGGGUCCCUUCUGAAGGGAAAGCGACUGUUAGAACCCUAUUCGCAGAACUCUCACUUUUAUUACUUUGAUGUCCCAAACUGGGGACUUUUAAAUUUUGUUACUUUAUUUACACGGUCAAGAUUGAAAACAUUUUUAAACUUUGUUUACAACUUAAAAUUUUGAACUUUUAUACUUUG